Molecule: messenger RNA, 1988 nt
Organism: Girardinichthys multiradiatus
Lineage: Eukaryota; Metazoa; Chordata; Actinopteri; Cyprinodontiformes; Goodeidae
Gene: rrh
Product: retinal pigment epithelium-derived rhodopsin homolog
Exons: 7
Coding region: 88-1098 (336 amino acids)
Biological process (GO): G protein-coupled receptor signaling pathway; visual perception
Cellular component (GO): membrane; photoreceptor outer segment
Molecular function (GO): G protein-coupled receptor activity
Source: RefSeq, a predicted model, not a curated record
UUCAAACAGGAUCUGCACAGUUUCCACUGUUCUUCUCAUCACACUGGUCUUACUUCUGGUCUUGAUUUUUUAAAAACACGUUAGAAGAUGGGGAUGGACUCGGUGGUAAACAAUUCUGGUGAUGUUGCACCCUACGGAGGAAAAAGUGCUUUCAGCCAAACGGAGCACAACAUUGUGGCUGGAUAUCUCAUAACUGCAGGCAUCAUCAGUUUGGCCAGUAACAUCAUAGUUCUGCUGAUGUUCGUGAAGUUCAGAGAGCUCCGCACUGCCACUAACUUCAUUAUCAUCAACCUGGCCUUCACUGACAUUGGAGUGGCCGGCAUUGGUUAUCCCAUGUCUGCUGCCUCAGACAUUCAUGGAAACUGGAAGUUCGGUUAUACAGGCUGUCAGAUCUAUGCAGCCCUCAACAUCUUCUUCGGCAUGGCCAGCAUAGGCCUACUGACUGUGGUCGCAAUCGAUCGCUAUCUCACCAUCUGCAAGCCAGACAUCAGUCAGAAAAUGUCUGGUAGAUCUUACAACAUCCUUAUUCUGGGUGCUUGGCUGAACGCUGUGUUCUGGUCCUCCAUGCCUAUUGUAGGCUGGGCAAGUUAUGCCCCUGACCCCACUGGAGCAACGUGCACCAUCAAUUGGAGAAAGAAUGAUGCCUCUUUCAUCUCCUACACGAUGGCGGUGAUCGCUGUGAACUUUGUGGUUCCUCUGUCUGUCAUGUUUUACUCCUACUACAAUGUGUCAGUUACCGUGAGGAGGUACAAAGCCAGCAACUGCCUCGACAGUAUCAACAUCGACUGGUCUGACCAGAUGGAUGUCACCAAGAUGUCUAUUAUAAUGAUCAUCAUGUUUCUGGUUGCCUGGUCUCCCUACUCCAUGGUGUGUCUCUGGGCAUCUUUUGGUGACCCGAAGACCAUUCCUGCUCCCAUGGCCAUCAUUGCUCCCCUCUUUGCAAAGUCCUCAACGUUUUACAACCCCUGCAUAUAUGUCAUUGCCAACAAAAAGUUCAGGAGAGCCAUCAUAGGGAUGAUUCGGUGUCAAACAAGGCAAAGGAUCACAAUCAGUACCCAGGUUCCAAUGACAAUCUCCCAGCAGCCUCUGACCCAGUGAUUAAAUGUCACUUCAGUAAAAGACUACAUAAAUAUUUAAAUAUCCCUACAUUAAAACCCUCUAAUGAACAUUUAUGUACUUCAGUUAUCAGUGUUUGUCUAUUGUAGCUGGUUUGCUGUUAAAUAACUGAGUUCGCUGUGGUAUUUACUAUGUAAAUCCCAAUUGUUUUUACUUGGUAUGUGUUGUUUUGGCCCAGAUAAAGCAAUUAUAAACGAUUGAUGAAAAUAAACUUAUUUGUUAACUCUUUCCUCCCUCAGGUGGGGAAAUUUAAAAAAUAAUAUAAUAUUUAAUUAGUCAUAAUUAUUACAUCAUUUGAAGGAAGCCACUAUUCUUAAAGUGUCUAAAAAUGCUGCAAUAAAGUUUAUCAAUAACUUUUGACUUGAUGUGAUGAAGUGCUUUCAGAGCGUGAUUUAAAACAUUGUGUUAAAACUCUUACCCACAAUAUAUCUGCUGCAGUUUGUCUACCGUUCAGAUUGAUCCACAGACGACACCAUCUUCUCUGUGCUACAAAUGACCAUACAGCAGCUGGAAGGAAAACACACCCAUCUGGCUUCAGGUCAAUUUGAUUCCUAACCAAAAUAUACUCUCAUUUCAUAUGUACAAAUUUAGAUUUUUUUCUUUCUCUUUUGUCCCUCUAAAUUAACCAUUUUGUAACCACUAUGUUUAACUGUUUUUGUUAUACAUUAGGAUUUUUCUGUUAAAUGAUGAACUAAUUUGUCAUAAACAUGCUCUGUUCUCAAGUAGAAUUUAAUUAAAUUGUUAAAUAUUAUCUGAGAAUGUUGUAUUACACUCUGCUUCAAUUUAUUAUAAAACUGAUCCCUCUUUUUGGUCCAGUCUUAAAAUAUGACAGAUUCUGACUCCUGAUCAAAUAAAAACAGGUCUACUUGCCA